CGCAAAACUGCAAUCGUACGCGUGCUAUGGUGCGGUGAGCUUGCUCUGUAUAAACUGUAUAAAAGCGGCGUCGAAAAAGUUGGACCGCGCAUGCUUGUUCGGCCGUUGAUCGCAGCUCUUCCAGUCUCUGGUUUGCUUUAACAUUGUCUGUACUUGCACUCUGUUUCCAUUUUCUCUUUUCACCAAGGGCCCAGCGAUCUUCCGGACCGGGCAAAAAAUAUUAGACGUGCGUUACUGAAGCGUCUUGCGACGCGGCGUGGGCGUGUUUCGCAGACGUAGAUUUGCCAUGUGGUUUUGUGGGAAUGGAGGCGGUUUGCAAGGCGGUGAAGGAUAUUGCUACUUGGUUGUGGCAGGUUUCACAGAAUUCAUGGUCGCCGUCAUCAAGUGGCCUGCGUUGAGUUCUUUUCAGAGCGGAAAAGGAAUCCGUGACUACGCACACGGUAACAUAGUGUCGGCUCUGAGAUGAGCGUCAACUAUAUUGUGUUACAAGCACAUGUUCAGGUGUUCAGAGCCUCAAGUGAAGCUCCGAUUGACAUGACUUUUCUGAUAAUCGGUUCAGCACCUUCAGUCCAACUACCAUCGCCCAAAAAGGAGCAAACGGUACACAUCAGGUCAAGCAGCUUUUGCAGAAUCUCAAAGCAUUAUUUCACAAUGGAACGGCACACAAUCUUAAAGCGUCCGCUUUUCCUCGUAUGCUCCCCUCGGAACCUGUACCUCUUCCUAUUGCUUGCGGCUGUAUUCUCACCGUGCACAGUGCAUGAUAAGCAUCAAACGAGAUCGGUAUAUUCGGUUCUUCGGAUAAUAUGGGGCCUGAAUUUUGUCCGAGCUGCACGUCCGGUGGAAAAAGAUGACAGCGGAGAGGACGGUGAAUGGCUGGGGGAUCUGGGAGGCACAAACAAUCUUCUGCUUCCUGGUGCCAGGGCAACUCAAAUGAACAAACCUAAGGUGGUUGCAAAGCAGAAACGAGUGGGAGAGGGAAGCAAGUCUACCACUCCUAAAGCUCUUCAGGUGGCCAAGCCAGGUUGGAAGGCCUUCUAUGACAACGCGAAGAAGAAGCUCUUCACGGGUACUGUGACAAACACUGCCAUCUGGUCGGCGAUAGUUGUCGCCGUUACCAUGUUUGUGACGUUCGGAGCAUAUCGAUCUCUAAACAGAUUUAGGGAUACCCGCUUUGAACAAAUGGAUCACGAACUCAGCGACCUGCGGGCCCGCCGGGAAGAACUGGCCCAACAGAACCCGAGGGAGCGUUUUAUCGAAGCCGCAGGGAUGGAAAAGCAGCAUGCCGAGGCCCUCAGGGAUAUCCUGGAAACAGUGCGUCGUUCUCCAGGCUCCGCUGAAUUACUGUUACAUCCAGGCAUUGAAGGUGAUAGUGACCUCGCACUGGCUUCUCUGGUAAGCAUGUUCAGUGUUGCUCCUUCUUGCGAUUGCUCGGUAUCUUGUGGAACUGUGUGAAAGGGGAACGUUCUUUCAUUUCAGCCUCAUGGUUCUUCAUUUCACUUUUACGUCAAGGAGCUUCUGUCACUUUUUUGGAGACCGCUUUCAAAUUGCUUGUGGUUUUACUUUCAUCGAGGCCAGGGUGUUGCACUUUCGCUUACCACCAGACGUUUUGUCUCUGAGUGGCAUUACACAGCAGCUUCAGUGAAACGUGUUUGGCAGCCGAGCAUCUGCAUGGUAUACACUCCAGCUAUUUUCACCUCGUAGAAUUUCUUCUGACUUGAUUAUGUUUGUGCCAAAUGUUUGAUUUUCGCGGUGUUCUGUUUUCAACUUGAAGGAAGAUAUUCAGGCGUCUCAAUGGAACUAGAGAAACAGCCAGGUGAGAUCUACAGACCAGGCGAUCCGCCACUGGAACCCAUUGCUGCACUGCAUUUGUUGCUAUUCGCGCGUGGCACCGCAACACAACUUCUUCUUGGGGAGAGUAUGCAGUUGCUGUUGCAGCAAGGAACCGACCAGUAGUCGAUGUCUGUUUACGUUUUAUGACAUUGUGAAUGUCUUUCAGAGCACCCACGCGAAGCCUCGAAAGUACAGUCUCCUUCCACGUGGGAAAUGGUACAUAGGGUCGUGCAUGCUAAAACCAUCUGCCUCCACUGACACUGGGACACUGUUGUCCAUGUAUCUUCGUUCAUUCUCUCCACUUUCACGCUUUCAACGAGGGCUUUGAGUGAUUAGUGUUGGAAUCGUGCUAUGCUAGCUCUUCGCAGUGACGCAGACGUCUUUCUCAAGAUCUGCGAGAAGGAGAAUCUGUCAACUGCAUCUUCCGCUCCAGCUUCAUGCCGGCAAUGGAAGCUCACAGUAAAGCCUCAUCAGCUUCAGGUGGAUGUGUUUCAGUUUGAAUUAUAUGCCAUCUGUGGUGAAGCGAGCGGAUAGACUAGGAGCGUAGACGAUUCGCAUAAUAUUGGACAAUGAAAUGCCAUAACCAUUCUCCGCUUAUCAGGGGUAGUCAACUCACUCGCACAGGUACAAUAUUUAGUCAGAGAAAGCUACACACUCAACAGAUGGACCAAGCAAAUUAGUCAUUGCGUUACUUCCUUGUUCCCCUGUUUCCCCGAUUUACAGGGUAUGCCACAGUAUUGAAAGACCGAGAAGGCUACAGACUGACACACACUGACGGAGGUGAAAUUGCAGAGUCGUUCUCUGGAGUGACGGCAGACAUACUGUUAAUGGAAUCACUUC
Messenger RNA from Toxoplasma gondii ME49, 2670 nucleotides. RefSeq lists its product as hypothetical. Lineage: Eukaryota; Apicomplexa; Conoidasida; Eucoccidiorida; Sarcocystidae. The transcript is spliced from 4 exons. Bases 463 to 1452 code for a protein of 329 amino acids. The record is from RefSeq and is a predicted model, not a curated record.